AUGGUCGUAAGUUUAGCUGAGGAGGUCUUGAGUGGCGUAUUGCAAGCUGCUGAACAACUCCAAGGCGCCGUAGUAGCUGCUGAAACUAGCUGUACUGAAAGCUUACGAUGGUCUGGAGCUUUACCGCUGUUACUGCGAGAUUUGGGCGUUCAGAACGUUCUUCAAGCCGAAGAUUUACUCUCUUGCGAGACACCCGAGAUGUUGCGUCGCCUAUUGAGCGUCCAGGAUGUAAACAAGAAAGUUUGUCAUGUGGCAUUAAUGCUCUCGGGAUUUUUAUGGGACUAUGAGACUUUGCUGCAGCGGCUGCUAGCGCUGGGCGUCGUCAGUCGCCUCACAAUCUGCAGUAGCCUCUCGGAGCGUGCGCACGAGUGUUACGACUUCAGUAAAGCAGGACAAGACGCUACAACUGUUGCUACAGGAGCUAGAGCGGAUAAGGUUAUGAAUUUUGAGGAUUUUGCUCAAGAAUUGAACCAGAAUGCAAUGUUUCCAAUGGAGAAUAGAGCAAAAGCGACAAAGGAAGAAAGGUGGGGCUGGGACGACACAGAGACAGAGACAUUAGCUGCUGUAAGAGACGUGCAGAUAAUUCACUUGCCUCUUAAUGUAGUGCCAUUGCUGUCGACUAAGCCAUUUAGUCCAGAGCCCUCAGUGUUUGUAGUAGCACAGCCGACAUGUGCGGCAGCUUUCCCGUUACUAUUACAUCAAGUGAAAAAGAUUAAGAUGACGUCUCUUUUAUCACCAACGGAACAAGGAGGAAGCACGCUCAAUCCUGUGGAAGGUGGCAACAUGUACGCACAUGUCAAGGACGUGCUGCCAGAGCAUAUUCCGACUCCAUUUCGGAGAUCGAUGAGGUUAUUAGCGUAUACCCUUGCGGAAAUGAUGGUUGGAGCUAGAAUGGAUGUCAAGGAACGCAUCUUUGCUGUUGGCGCGACAUCACUUAAGAUAGGGCAUACGCUGUUGCAUAUUUUGAAUGAGUCAAAAGAGGAAGCGACUUCUGCAGCGCGUCAAGACCAACAGGCUGCUUCAAUGGUAAUUGUUGAUCGAACGAGCGACUUAGCGACGCCAUGCUCUUUCGGUGGCUCUCUUCUUGAUCGUAUCCUGGCACUCUUGCCCCAAACGCCUACCAAGUCUACUGCAGGAGAAAAAACGGCUGCACCAAGUGCGAAGUCAAAGACGCGAGAGAAAUUGAGCGUGACCGACAUUUUUCCGCUUCACGGAUGCGAGCCAACCCCGCUGUCGAUAUCAGCACCACUUGCUGCAGCAUUUGACGAGUUUAAGUACCUGCCGUCGAAGUUUGUUUCUCAAAUUAAGUGGAAGGGUGGAGCCAGUUUGUGUCAUCCAACUAUACCUCACGGUUCGAAUGGGUUUCGAUUCCUAGCCUUUAGACCGGCAAAGCUUGCGCUACGCGAUCUUGACAAGCGGCUACAGGCAGUAGAGCAAGAUUUGUUGCAACAGGGAAUAAUUCAUAAAACUGCUGUCACACGUAAACAUGGGGAAAAGAUUCGUGGACGUGAUGUUGUUUUGCGCCGAAUUAGCAAAAUAUUGGAGGCUGGUGAGCCUACAGACCUUGAACAUAGCUCACUAAUUGAGCUCGGCGUGAUCGUUUUAGAAACAUUGGAGCGGAUGGACCAGUCGCAAAAGCGGUGGGAUGAAUGCCGUAAGCGAGUAAUGCGACAACUGGAGCUUCGAAAACAAGGAGGUUGCGAGUGGAUUCUUCCUGAAGUUGUUGAUGUAAUGCAACGUCAGAUGUCUCCAGUGCAGUCGGGCACAUCACCAACUGACAAGGAAACCAUGUCGCUGCAGGAUUUGCUCACGCUACUGGUAAAUGCGUUCGCCCUCUCGUUUGAUGCACCACUGGAAGACUUUACCAUCCAAAUGGUACAAAAGGCUCUUGUUCAAACCAUUAUGCAGAGUGUAAAAGCAAAUCCGCUAUCCGUGCAAAGUGCCCUUCCAAAGUUAUUUGAUCGGCUAUCUUUUUACGUUGGCACAAAUGGCUCACGUGAACAUGUUGGUUUAGAUGACAUUAACACUGAAGUUGAUGCCGCUGAAGGUGAUGACUGGGAUUGGGUUGACAGUAGCAAAUCGCCAACGGCAUUGAUAGACACAUCCACCAGCCACAAUGAUGACGACAUUCAGCUGAUUGAGGCAAUGUCAGUUGUUGAAACUUAUGUGGAGCACUUGAUGAGUCCUUUGAAGGACUGUGGGCAGCAGUAUACAAAAGUCAAUGACGAGGACGCAACACUAAAGGAUGCUGAUUUCUCGCUCAUACCGAACUCCUUGAUCACACAGCUCUGUAGAUCUAUUGUGGACCCAUCAGGGGUGCCUAUUACAGAGAUUCAGCACGUCGUUGAUGCGUCCGAACAGCUGACACGUGCCGGAAUCGAUCUUCUGAGAAGCGGGUUUAGCAAGUUUGGGUUUGGCUUGGGUGACGGCAGUGCCGGUGACUAUCGCAGCACCAGUACGAACAGGUUAUUGGGUGAUUCAAACAUCAUUGUGGUGUUUGUGGUUGGAGGCAUCACUUUCGAGGAGAUUCAGGAAGUGCACGAUGCGCUGAGCGAGAAUACCAAGGGAAGCGGUACAGAAGGAUGUGGUCGCAACGGUGUUUUUUCAUGUGAAAAUUGGAACCAUGAGGUUGCUCCCCGGUUUUUAGACAAAGGACAACAGUGCAAAGAGGCUGGUGUUCGCCCAAUGGCUUGGCUUUCCUUCUAA
Peronospora belbahrii is the source of this 2706-nucleotide messenger RNA. Lineage: Eukaryota; Oomycota; Peronosporomycetes; Peronosporales; Peronosporaceae. The record is from the annotation of a GenBank genome assembly.